AGUACGAUUUUGAAGAUGAGAGCACUCUUUGGGCUCCAGAGGAAAGAAAAGUUGUUGUAAUGGCUGCCGUGUCAUGAAAUGAAGGUACCGAGCCAGUUUUGUGGUUCCACGAUGGAGGAGAACUCCAGUUCUGCAUCUCAAAAUCAUAAUGGACAAUUAUCUAGUGGUGCAAAUGUUCCAUUAACAAAUAAUAAACAUCAAGGGAAUGACAAUGGUACUAAUGGCGAUGCUAAGAAUGAAAGGCCACAAUACUCUAUGCCUGGUAUUCUACAUUUUAUUCAGCAUGAAUGGACUCGCUUUGAACUUGAAAGAUCGCAAUGGGAGCUUGAUAAAGCAGAAUUUCAGGUAUCGUCUUAAUUUGUUUGAGGAAAA
This is a messenger RNA of Apis dorsata (giant honeybee), 372 nucleotides long. RefSeq names its product striatin-like. The record is from RefSeq and is a predicted model, not a curated record. The transcript is spliced from 2 exons. NCBI's taxonomy places the organism in Eukaryota, Metazoa, Arthropoda, Insecta, Hymenoptera, Apidae. Bases 79 to 357 code for a protein of 92 amino acids.